CCUUCAAGUGGAGCUCGUUAGCGCGCCUCGAGUGAAUACCUACCUAGGCACCAUAACAACAACAUCCUAUCAAGUUCAUGACGGCUGCAACCCAGAAGGCAGACAUAUUACAGCAUUCUCCCGCCGCCAACUUAUCAAAAACAACAAAAUGUCUGCCGUCAAAGGUCAUCACAACCUUCUGACCUGCUUCACCCAAAUGGAUCUCCGCUCUCACCCUCCCCUAGACCCACAAAGAAGCUCACCAAACGAAAUGGGCGCGAUUUCCGCAGCCUGGAGGACGACACCGAGCCAUGACACCCACUGGUACCACCAAACACUACACAGUUCCAAAUCUCUCGUCCUCCCUCCCCAUCCAACAAACACCCACCCAUCCCUAAAGCGCAAACGCGAAGCCCCAAGCACCAUCGACACCACACUCCCAAUCCCACAUCUCGUAUCUGCAGCAUCCGGAGCACAAAUAACCAAGCGACCCCGACUGCACCCACACCCCUUCGUGGCAAUCCACCUACCCCCUACCCCUGACCCAUCGCCACCGAAGAAGCGGGUCGGAGCAUCGAUGCUAACAACUCCUCCGCACCUACCUCCUCAGUCAGAAAAGCGGCAGCGCGGUUGCGGUGGACGUAAACGUGCGUAUAAUGUCAAGUUCAAGCUUGAUAAGCAUGUCCAGACGAGUGCUGCGGUCUGUGAGACGGUGGGAGUGCGUGGUCGGUGUGUGGAUACGGGGCGUUCUGCGUGUUUAGGCGGGAUGGCAAAGACGACGACGACGAUGACGACGGACAUGAGGCAGAAUGCGAUGGUGAUAUAUCGCCUUUCGCCACCGGUUAGUCCGCUGCGUCAAGUACACCGGCCUAGAGGGAUAAAGUCUGAGGUAUCUUCGGAGCAAGAAGUUCGUAGUGCAGAGGAUCCCGUUCGGGGGUCAUCAACACCAGUAAACAAUCCACUUCUUCGAACAGCCAUAUGCGGAAAGACAAGAAAGACACGCUCGUCACAGACAGAGCAUGAUAGAAGCGUGUCUGCUUUAUCACCAUCGCAUGUCUCUCGCACGGAAACUUCCGAUCAUUCGGCUGGUGCCAUUGUACAGUCGAAUAUGUUAAAUGGGCACACCACGGAGAAGCAUACGCAAAGUCAUGACACUCGAUACAGUACGACUGCUGCUACCUCACCCCUGACGACACCCGACGAAUCCCUAGAAAGUAACAGAGUAAUGUGUCGGGCUAGUACGUCCCCGCUGUCUGACUUUGACGAUGCACUCCUCACAACCCCCUCGCCUACACCUACGUCCACAAAAACAUCAAAAACAGCACUUACACCGCAAUCCGACAUCUCAUCUUCUAGACAACACUCUGCACCCGCUACACACACAGCAUCACCCGCGCUCAAUAGUUCAGCAAGCACGGAAUGUCCUGUGGAGGGAGAGGGUGAGGGGUUUGGGCGUGUGAGGAGUUUGAGGAGGCGGUGAUGGGUGGGACUGAGCAUGUGGAUGGGAUGUGUUGUUGUUUGAGCGGUGGGAGUUGUGGUGGUGGAGUGCGGAAGGGAUGGUGGAGUGAGUGUAUAUGCAUAGAUUCAAAUUGGUAUUACCGCAUUACUCACAGCACAAAACCACAACAUUCCGCAAUCACUCUACAACUCACUCUUCUUCCCAGCGUCGCCCAACUCCUUCAGGAUCGCCUCCUUCAACGCCUCCGGCUUCGUCGUA
Pseudovirgaria hyperparasitica is the source of this 1696-nucleotide messenger RNA. RefSeq lists its product as uncharacterized. Lineage: Eukaryota; Fungi; Ascomycota; Dothideomycetes; Acrospermales; Acrospermaceae. The record is from RefSeq and is a predicted model, not a curated record. Bases 149 to 1459 code for a protein of 436 amino acids. The transcript is spliced from 2 exons.